Molecule: messenger RNA, 2364 nt
Organism: Candoia aspera
Lineage: Eukaryota; Metazoa; Chordata; Lepidosauria; Squamata; Candoiidae
Gene: SLC1A3
Product: solute carrier family 1 member 3
Exons: 9
Coding region: 108-1739 (543 amino acids)
Biological process (GO): L-aspartate import across plasma membrane; L-glutamate import across plasma membrane; D-aspartate import across plasma membrane
Cellular component (GO): plasma membrane
Molecular function (GO): glutamate:sodium symporter activity; L-glutamate transmembrane transporter activity; neutral L-amino acid transmembrane transporter activity
Source: RefSeq, a predicted model, not a curated record
GCUGCUCUAAAAGAUUUUUUAUUUUUUUAUUUUUUGUCCCUUGUUAUUGCUGGGGAGAUUUUAACAGUACUAAAAAGUAAAGGAGAUUUUUUUUUCCUGAGAUACAAAUGACUAAAGCUAACGGAGAAGACACAAUAUCGGGUAAUAGGAUGGAGCGCUUCCAGCAAGGGGUCCGGAAACGUACGCUCAUGGCCAAAAAGAAGGUCCAGAACAUCACAAAGGAAGACGUUAAAAGUUACUUACUGAGAAAUUUUUUUGUACUAUUCACUAUCCUUGCGGUCAUUGUUGGUGUCAUCCUUGGAUUUUCCCUCCGAUCCUAUCACUUCAGCUACCGAGAAGUGAAAUAUUUUUCCUUCCCUGGAGAACUGUUAAUGAGAAUGCUGCAGAUGUUGGUUUUGCCUCUCAUUGUAUCCAGCUUAGUAACAGGUGUGGCUGCCUUGGACAGUAGAGCAUCAGGGAAAAUGGGUCUCCGAGCAGUCAUCUAUUACAUGAGUACAACAAUUAUUGCUGUCCUGAUUGGGAUAAUCAUGGUAGUCAUCAUCCACCCCGGGAAAGGGUCAAAGGAAAAAAUGCACAGAGAAGGCAAGAUUGUCCAAGUGACAGCUGCAGAUGCCUUUCUGGACUUAAUCAGAAACAUGUUUCCUCCAAAUCUUGUAGAAGCCUGCUUCAAACAGUUCAAAACAAACUAUGAAGAGAGAGUUCAUAGUUCAGCUGAUGGUUCUAAUGAAACAUCUGUCCUAGCUGGCAUUAUAAAUAAUGUAACAGAAGCUGUGGAAAACUUAACUCAGAUGAAGAAGGAGGUAAUCCCUGUACCAGGGGCUGUAAAUGGAGUGAAUGCACUUGGACUGGUUGUCUUCUCCAUCAGUUUUGGAUUAGUGAUUGGAAAUAUGAAGGAACAAGGCCGGGCGUUGAGAGAUUUCUUUGACAGCCUUAAUGAGGCUAUCAUGCGACUGGUAGCCCUAAUCAUGUGGUAUGCACCACUUGGUAUCUUGUUUUUAAUUGCUGGAAAAAUUGUUGAGAUGGAAGAUAUGGGUGUGAUUGGAGGCCAGCUUGCCAUGUAUACAAUUACCGUCAUCAUUGGUUUGCUCAUCCAUGCAAUUAUUGUUCUCCCACUUCUCUACUUCCUCAUUACUCGGAAAAAUCCUUGGGUCUUCAUUGGAGGAUUGUUGCAAGCUCUCAUCACAGCUUUGGGGACUUCUUCAAGUUCUGCCACUUUGCCUAUCACUUUUAAGUGUUUGGAAGAGAACAAUGGAGUAGACAAACGCAUUACAAGAUUUGUACUACCUGUGGGUGCAACUAUUAACAUGGAUGGGACAGCUUUGUAUGAAGCACUGGCUGCAAUUUUCAUUGCACAGGUUAAUAACAUGGAUCUUAACUUUGGACAAAUUAUCACAAUCAGCAUUACUGCAACAGCUGCCAGCAUUGGUGCAGCAGGAAUUCCUCAAGCUGGCCUGGUCACGAUGGUCAUUGUAUUAACCUCUGUUGGUUUGCCUACAGAUGACAUAACUCUUAUCAUUGCAGUGGAUUGGUUUCUGGAUCGUCUGCGUACCACAACCAACGUUUUGGGAGACUCUAUUGGCGCAGGAAUUGUAGAACACUUAUCCCGACAUGAGUUGCGGAACAAGGAUGCUGAGAUGGGUAAUUCUGUGAUAGAGGAGAAUGAGAUGAAAAAGCCUUACCAACUGAUUUCACAAGAGAAUGAGAACGAAAAGCCCGUAGACAGUGAAACCAAGAUGUAAGGUAGAGGAAAGUCGACCUAAAGCACUAGAGAUAUGGAAAAUGUACACUUCCUUUGGUCCUUCUGCUUGUUCCUCAUUUCUUCUUGUACUAUCAAAGCACUGAAAAGGUUUAAGGAUGAACUAGAUAUUAGGAGAGACAGCGUCUGUGACAUGCCUCCUCUGCCUUGUGAUAGCCAGGUUAGUGCAGUGCACAACAGCAGGCUGUUGCUCCAUAGUCCUCGCCUUGUUCCUUUAGCCAGUAAGGGAGGCCAGAGGAGGAGAAAGCAAAGCACAGUAUUGCCAUGUCUCAUGUUGUGUUUACCUAGGCAUACUUUCUCUGACCUGAUGCCUUCCUGAUGUGAGACUACAACUCCCAGAAUUCUCAGGAAACAUGCAGCAGAUAUGCUGGUUAGAAUUCUGGAAGUCAUAAUCCACUGCCUCUGAAGGACAUCUGGCUUGAGAAGGCUGUCCUACAGGUUGUGCAGAAGAAGAUAAUGAUGGGAUCAGCUCCACAUUUUUCAAAAUUGAUGGAAAAUAUUCCAAAUUAGUGGCAACUGUGAUAUAGAGCUACAUGCCUUUAAAAAAUAGUAGGCAUUACACACAGUGAUAUGCAACGUGUUAAUGGGUGGUAAAUAUUUUAUCAUCA